GCCAGCCUCAGAGCUCGGUGAAGGCUUCUGUACGAGGACGGGUCGUAUGGGCUUUCCCUCCAUCGUUGGAUACUGUGUGCCAAGGACCAUGGUCUGCUGAGAAGGAGGAGGAACUCAAAGGGGGCACGAGUGACACUCCAUUGACCAUACUGUCAGGGAGCAGCAAAAGCAGGCCUAGGCAAAGGAGAAGAGAGGAGAACGUCUUUAAACACAGCAUCGGGGCAGCUGUGGUAGGGCAGAAAUGGAGAACGCCCAUGCCAAGACAGGGGAGGAGUGCCUGGCUUACUUUGGAGUGAAUGAGCACACAGGUCUCUCUCCUGACCAGGUGAAGAAGAACCUGGAAAAGUAUGGACACAAUGAACUCCCAGCUGAAGAAGGCAAAACCAUUUGGGAACUGGUGGUGGAACAAUUUGAAGACUUGCUUGUGCGAAUUCUUCUACUCGCAGCCUGCAUCUCCUUUGUUCUGGCCUGGUUUGAGGAGGGCGAGGAGACUGUCACAGCUUUUGUGGAACCAUUUGUCAUCUUGCUGAUCCUGAUUGCCAAUGCCAUUGUUGGAGUAUGGCAGGAAAGGAACGCUGAGAAUGCUAUUGAGGCUCUAAAGGAGUAUGAGCCUGAGAUGGGCAAAGUAUAUCGGUCUGACAGGAAGUCUGUGCAGAGAAUAAAGGCCAGGGACAUGGUUCCUGGUGACAUUGCAGAGGUGGCAGUUGGUGACAAAGUACCAGCUGACAUCCGUAUUAUUUCCAUCAAAUCCACCACUCUGCGUGUGGACCAGUCCAUCCUGACAGGUGAAUCUGUCUCCGUGAUCAAACACACUGACCCUGUCCCAGAUCCUCGUGCUGUGAACCAGGACAAGAAGAACAUGCUGUUCUCUGGUACCAACAUUGGUGCAGGCAAGGCUAUUGGCAUUGUUAUCGCCACAGGCGUGAGCACUGAGAUUGGCAAGAUCCGCGAUGAGAUGGCAGCCACUGAGCAAGAGAAGACACCCCUGCAGCAGAAACUGGAUGAGUUUGGGGAGCAGUUGUCCAAGGUCAUUUCACUCAUCUGUGUGGCUGUCUGGCUCAUCAACAUUGGGCAUUUCAACGACCCCGUCCAUGGCGGCUCUUGGAUCCGCGGCGCCAUCUACUACUUCAAGAUUGCUGUCGCCCUCGCUGUGGCUGCCAUCCCAGAAGGCCUUCCCGCCGUCAUCACCACAUGCCUUGCCCUGGGUACCCGCCGUAUGGCCAAAAAGAACGCCAUUGUCAGAAGCUUGCCCUCUGUAGAGACCUUGGGCUGCACCUCUGUCAUCUGUUCUGACAAGACCGGCACCCUCACCACCAAUCAAAUGUCUGUUUGCAAGAUGUUUGUCAUUGACAAAGUGGAUGGGGAUGUCUGCUCCCUGAAUGAGUUCUCAAUUACUGGUUCCACCUACGCCCCUGAAGGAGAAGUUUUUAAGAAUGAUAAAGUGGUCAGAACUGGACAGUAUGAUGGUCUUGUUGAACUGGCUACUAUUUGUGCCCUCUGCAAUGAUUCCUCUCUGGAUUUCAAUGAAGCUAAAGGUGUAUAUGAGAAGGUGGGUGAAGCUACUGAAACUGCCCUGACCUGCUUGGUGGAGAAGAUGAACGUAUUCAACACAGAUGUGCGUAGUCUCAGCAAGGUGGAGCGUGCCAACGCUUGUAACGCUGUCAUCAAGCAACUCAUGAAGAAGGAAUUCACUCUGGAAUUCUCCCGUGACCGGAAGUCCAUGUCUGUCUACUGCUCCCCAGCAAAGGCUUCCCGGGCUGCUGUGGGGAACAAGAUGUUCGUCAAGGGUGCUCCAGAAGGUGUGAUUGACCGUUGCAACUAUGUCCGUGUGGGCACCACACGUGUUCCCCUCACCCCCAUUGUCAAGGACCACAUCAUGGGUGUCAUCAAAGAGUGGGGCACAGGACGGGAUACCCUCCGUUGCUUGGCACUGGCUACACGGGACACACCUCCCAAGAGAGAAGACAUGGUGCUUGAGGACUCUACCAAGUUUGUUGAUUAUGAGUUGGACCUGACCUUUGUGGGUUGCGUGGGCAUGUUGGAUCCACCCCGCAAAGAGGUGAUGGGCUCCAUCCAACUGUGUCGUGAAGCUGGCAUCCGUGUCAUCAUGAUCACAGGUGACAACAAGGGCACAGCCAUCGCCAUCUGUCGACGUAUUGGCAUCUUCUCCGAGGAUGAAGACGUGACUGGGAGGGCCUACACCGGCCGCGAGUUUGAUGACCUGCCUUUAGGAGAGCAGCGGGAAGCUUGCAAGAGGGCCUGCUGCUUUGCUCGCGUUGAGCCAACACACAAGUCCAAGAUUGUAGAAUUCUUGCAGAGUUUCGAUGAGAUCACAGCUAUGACUGGUGAUGGUGUAAAUGAUGCCCCAGCUUUGAAGAAAGCUGAGAUUGGUAUUGCCAUGGGCUCUGGCACUGCUGUGGCCAAGACUGCUUCAGAGAUGGUGCUGGCAGAUGACAACUUCUCCACCAUUGUGGCCGCCGUUGAGGAGGGCCGAGCCAUCUACAACAACAUGAAACAAUUUAUCCGCUACCUCAUCUCCUCCAAUGUGGGUGAGGUCGUUUGUAUUUUCCUUACAGCUGCUCUGGGUCUCCCUGAAGCCUUGAUCCCUGUGCAGCUGCUGUGGGUGAACUUGGUGACUGAUGGGCUCCCAGCCACCGCCUUGGGCUUUAACCCCCCUGACCUGGACAUCAUGAACAAGCCCCCACGCAGCCCCAAGGAGCCCCUGAUCAGUGGCUGGCUUUUCUUCCGCUAUCUUGCCAUUGGAGGAUAUGUCGGAGCUGCCACUGUUGGUGCCGCCGCUUGGUGGUUCAUAUAUGCUGAAGAUGGACCUGGCGUGACCUACUACCAGCUGUCCCAUUUCAUGCAAUGCACAGAAGAGAACCCUGACUUUGAAGGUUUGGAAUGUGAAAUCUUUGAGUCUUCUGUCCCAAUGACCAUGGCUUUGUCAGUCCUGGUCACCAUUGAGAUGUGCAAUGCACUUAACAGUCUUUCAGAGAACCAAUCUUUGGUGAGGAUGCCACCCUGGGUGAAUAUCUGGCUUCUGGGAUCCAUCUGCCUCUCCAUGUCUCUGCACUUUGUCAUCCUCUACGUUGAUCCCCUGCCUAUGAUCUUCAAAUUGACACAUUUGGAUAUGCAUCACUGGAUGGUGGUGUUGAAGAUGUCAUUGCCUGUCAUCCUUCUGGAUGAAGUUCUCAAAUUCGUCGCCCGGAACUACCUGGAGCCAUAGACUCCUUCCCCCUCUAUUCUCCUGUAUCCUGAAUCCCAGAUAACAUAGAAGAGAAGAAGAAGUGAACUUUUGAGUCAACAUGGAAAUAACCUCUUCAUCCCCAACCAUGAUGAUCUCCCCUUAUGCCUCUGCCAUGUCUGCUGCUCCCAUCUAUGCUUCUGUGCCCUUCCCUUAUUUAAUAGCCACUUUUCUUCCCCACACACCUUUUGUACCUCCUUUAUCGGGGACUUACCAGUGUGGGUCCAUGACAUUGGCACCUGCCACGCCGUGUUCCCUGCCAGCUGCUUCCCCACUCCCAAAACACCACUAUCUACUUGGCUUCUGUACAUUUUGAGCCACCUGCCCUUCCUUGCCCUCGCACAUGUGCGCAACCACACACAUCCCCACUGCUUUCUGCAUAAGUACCCACAUCAAUUACGUUCGUUCCCCCAUCUUCCCAUGACUGGAACCCACCUCAAGCCAGGGGUUGGAUUUUUUAAUGCACACAUACACAGAAGGAAACAUUUUGUUAGGGAAAACAAACAAGUGAGACUCCUCAACUCGGAGGAAAUUAAGAGAUUCUUCUAGCUGCUUAUUUAUUGAUAUUAAAGAAUAAACUCUUAACUGAA
Messenger RNA from Sceloporus undulatus (fence lizard), 3834 nucleotides. RefSeq names its product ATPase sarcoplasmic/endoplasmic reticulum Ca2+ transporting 1 (gene ATP2A1). Gene Ontology annotation, biological process: calcium ion transmembrane transport; intracellular calcium ion homeostasis. NCBI's taxonomy places the organism in Eukaryota, Metazoa, Chordata, Lepidosauria, Squamata, Phrynosomatidae. The coding region runs from base 242 to 3226 and encodes 994 amino acids. Gene Ontology annotation, molecular function: ATP hydrolysis activity; P-type calcium transporter activity; ATP binding. The transcript is spliced from 23 exons. The record is from RefSeq and is a predicted model, not a curated record. Gene Ontology annotation, cellular component: membrane.